UGCAAACAGACCUACAUGAAGGCAUAUGAAUUUUUGUUAGAGCCUUUAAAUGGUCCUCAAGAGUGGCCUACUUCUGAUAGCAUUGUUGUGGCUCCAAAGGUGAAAAAGGUCAAUGGAAGACCUGAAACAAAGAGGAGAUAUGGUGUUGGAGAGGUAACUGCAUCUGGUAAGCUGAAGAGAACAGGUUGUUCUAUGAAAUGCAGCUUAUGUGGUGUGAUAGGCCACAACAAAAGGGGUUGCAAGAAUGCCCCUAAGAAACAACAACACAGCAACAAUCAUGCUACUGCAGAGCAGACCACACCACAACAACAACACCCAAGAACCAGUUCAGCUAUACCAAUGCACAAUAGGGGUGUGGGUAUUUAUACCUACCCAAAUGGGUAUCAAAGAAUAGCUACUCCUAUAUCACAACACUUCCCCACACCACAGAGGCAAAGACCUCCUGCAGCUUUCUAUUCUGAUCAUGGGGGUGAGCAAACCAUCUACUCCUUCCCUGCACAUGACUUCCCAUUGUCACAGACUCAACCAAGUCAAGGACACACAAUAUCAAGCCAAGCAUUGCAGGAUCUUGCAAUGGCUAGAAGAUUAGAAAAAAGACCAUGAG
Molecule: messenger RNA, 604 nt
Organism: Spinacia oleracea (spinach)
Lineage: Eukaryota; Viridiplantae; Streptophyta; Magnoliopsida; Caryophyllales; Amaranthaceae
Exons: 2
Coding region: 16-603 (195 amino acids)
Source: RefSeq, a predicted model, not a curated record